Messenger RNA from Didymella exigua CBS 183.55, 1131 nucleotides. RefSeq lists its product as uncharacterized. The transcript has 2 exons. The record is from RefSeq and is a predicted model, not a curated record. Bases 121 to 690 code for a protein of 189 amino acids. Lineage: Eukaryota; Fungi; Ascomycota; Dothideomycetes; Pleosporales; Didymellaceae.
CGGUAAGGCAUGCCACAAUGCGACUGUGGCAAGGUGAGCACACGGCGCGUCCCGCUUUGAGGGGCUUGUUCAUCUCUGAUUAACGUGCCUGCGGGCCAUGCUCCGUUUUCGAGGCCCUUCAUGCGCACUCGCCAACAUGCAAGCCUGCUGGAAUUGCCUCCAGGCGUGGUUUCAAAUGCUGAUGAAUUCAUUUGUAUCUGCUUACAUGCAUACAACGAGCGGGGGGUUCCCACUAGGCUUGCAUACAGAACAGCUCCAAGCGAAAAGAGGCGUUGCGGGGCACAUGUCAGUUGCUUGAACAGUAAUGGCUUAUCAAAUACCGCAUUUGGUGCAAAACACUCGACGUCAGGCUGGCAUGGCUCGCGUGGUGACUUACAGCACAGCCGUUGCGGAACGGAAGAGCGAGCCACGAGCGCAACGGGUAGCCUAAUUGACCAGUCCCUGACGUUUUCCCGCUGUAGUCUGCCAAUUGGAUAUCCAGUCUUUGAACCUACAUUCUUUGCCAGGUUAGUCAGUUCUUCGAAAUCAAACUCAGAACCUAUUCUCGCUACCGAUGAGACCCGCGAUGCGACCUUCAUGCACCUCCACUCAACAAACGAUAGCAGCAUCGCACGGGCACGCAGCAUCGCAUGGGCACGCCGCAAGCGAGUAGAUAGGCUCAUUAUGGCCGACACGAGGGUAAUUUUGUAGCUUGGCCGGACUCUGGGAGGAAGGAGGUCGACCGAAGGCGGGAAACCACUAGGAAGUAUAAAGAGAGCCUUGUGCCGCUGCCAUACACUCAUCACGCCAUCCUCACACCACUCCGACAGACAAGCUUUGACAGCCGAGUCUAUUCGCAGAUCAGGUUUCAAGAUGAAGUUCGGAACAAGCAUCGCAUUCUUGGCUACCAGCCUCUUCAGUGCCGUCAGUGGUGAUGGUAUGCUACACACCAUUCAAUUGGCCAUAUGAAAAAGUUUGACAAGUGCCAGCUGUGCCAUGGGAGCGUAUCGACAAAAACAACGCGCUGUUGCUCAUCCUCGAUCUCCAAGUUGGCCUCUACCAGCUCGCUCGUGACUGGGAUCAUACCCUCUAUAAGGAGAACAUUAUGGCUCAUGCCGAGCUUGGCAAACUGUUCGACUUGCCUGUCAUCUU